CAACAGUUCACCUACAAGAGUGCUUUUGCAACUUGCUUGGUUCAAUAUUCUGUCAUAAUAGCAUAGCCUGCGUUUUGUAAAGUUAACUGUCACACUAAAGUUUAAGUCUAAGUUGAAAGGGGGAAAUGAAAGACCACCACGGACUGCCAGAAACUCAGGAGACAUAUCUAUCUUCAAGACCUCCUGUCCGGGUGGGCGGGGCCGAGGGGGUCCCGUUCCGUUCGUCCCGCCCGCGUUACCAUAACAACAGGUUGAUCAGCGGCAAUCUGAGCCGUGAUGGGAGGAGCGGCGGUCCAGGUGCUGCAGCCGAGCGUGCGCGCAGACAGAAGCUCAUCAGCGGAGAAGAAGAAGAAACAGAGGAAAGACUACCAUCUGUGGGGCAUCGCGAUCACAGCCGGGUUAUUGUUUUGAUUUAUCUCGAUAUCUCCUCACUAAGAGUCUACCCAUCUCAUGGGCUUGGAAAAAACGUUACUCCGCUUCAUCUGAGAGGGAGAGAGAGAAAGAGAGAGAAUAACGCGAAGAAUGUUCAAGAAGAGUAAGAGUAAAGUUCUAGUGGAUGAAGCGUCGGAGGAGGACGAGGUGUCGUGGCAUAAUGAGCACGCGGGGAAGGAUAAAGACUCGGAGGGAACAGAGGAAGUUCUGAGCCCCACGACAAAGGAUUCAAAGUUAAAGAAGGUGAAAUCGAAGCGAGAAAAGGGAGACAAAAAGUUGUUUCCGUCUCAGGACGAUGAACACAUCUUGCUGACAGGAGUCACUGUUUCUCACAGAAGAGGAUCUGCUAAGAAAAACUGGGAGGACGAUAAGAUCAAGACUCACCCAGAGAAAGACAAAGCGCACUGCCUGUGGGACAGCAUCAGCACCACCAUGAAGCAGAUCACACCCACCAGGAAGAUGGACAGGAUGGAGGGCUGGGAGCCGCCACAGCUAACGGACGGGCAGAUGGAGGAGGACAAAACUGAGCUGGAGAAGAAGAGGAGCGACUCGUCUCCGCUGUCCUCACCCCUGUCACUCUCUCUGCCUCAUUCUCUGGGUCUGCCAUCCUGGGUGGGUUUGGGUUUGGAAGAGGACUCGUCCCGCUACGCCAGCCUGACCGAGUCUCAGACGGGUGGCCCUGCGCAGUGGGCGGCGAGGGCACGAGAUAAAUUUGCCGCUGUCCGCCGUAGAAGUCCAGCCAACCUAUCAGAGAGCACAUGGGAGGGGCUUAAGUGAUUUACAUAUUCAGGAUGACCACGCCUCCUUUGCAUACCAAUAAUUGGACCGAUGAGUAGGACCCUCAGACCAAGAGUGCCUGCUUUUAAUGCCUGUCAAUGAAUCAUGUUCACUUUUCCUUUUGAUGCAAGUGACUUUUCAGCUUUUGAAUGAAGCUUUUUUUUUUUGGAGAAUUCCCUGGAUUUUAGUGAUUGACUGAUCACAUAACGUUUCAGAGAUCAUUUUUAAAGUAGGGCUGGGCCAAUAUACAAUUUUAUAUCGAAUCACAUUAAAAUUGAUGUCAAUAA
Messenger RNA from Danio rerio (zebrafish), 1496 nucleotides. Lineage: Eukaryota; Metazoa; Chordata; Actinopteri; Cypriniformes; Danionidae. The record is from RefSeq and is a predicted model, not a curated record.